UGCGUUCCUACGUAACAGCUGAUUGAUUGUUUACAUUUGAUUUUUGGCGGCAUGGAAACACCAUCUGGGUCUCUUAAAAACUUAAAUAUAUUUAAGACCUCCGUCUGGGAUUUAAUGCAAGAAGAACCAAACAAAAUAUGUACAGGAAUCAAAGGUGUGGAUGAAAAUUAUGGAGGUGGAAUUUCAUUGGGACAUAUUACUGAACUGAUUGGAAAUUCUGGCACCGGCAAAACACAAAUGUGCCUGAAUCUUUGUCUAAAUGUACAAAUACCAAAAACUGCUGGCGGCUUGGAGGGCAGCGCUUUAUUUAUAGAUACUCGGCAAGACUUUAAUCCCCAUCGAUUGCUACAACUAGCAACUGAGUUGGAAAGGCAAUAUGCUCACAAAGUACCUGACUUUAAGGCUCUUAAAAUGCUUAAAAAUGUUUACUACGUCAGAUGUUCAAGUGAAGCUCAGUUAAUGGCCAGUGUUUUGAGUUGCCACAGGCACCUGGAAAAUCAUAAAAAUAUCAAGCUAAUUGUUAUUGAUUCUCUGUCGUUUACUCUGCAAAUGAUUGAAAAUAAAAGUAAGAUGUUUGAAUUGCUUUUGGAGCUGCAUGAAAGCAUGAGGAACUUGCAGCGAACAUACAAAGUGGCGUGGGUGAUAACAAAUGUGCUUACAUAUCGGGUAAGCAAGGGACAAUUCCAUCUGGUGCCCGCCCUGGGGGAUCUUCAUUCUCACCUGAUCAAUGAGCGCAUCUGGUUUUCACGGAGCUGGCAGCGCUACGUGGGAAAGACAUGGGAUACGUGUCGGCUAAUUAAUUCACCCAAAUAGGUCCAAAAUUGUAAUUUUUUUCACUUUUCCUUUUAAUUAUUAGUUUUUUUUUAUAUGAAAAUUGUAUACGUGAUUAAGUAUAGGUAUUAUAAUCAUAACUACAAGAAACAGCCAUAUUUAAAUUGUGAUUUUUUAAAAUGAUACAUAUAGUUUCAUAUUGUUUUUGACAUUUGCCCAAUAGGCGAGUGAACAUGUUUUCCAUCAAAGAAAAAAAACUGGA
Messenger RNA from Drosophila ananassae, 1033 nucleotides. RefSeq names its product DNA repair protein RAD51 homolog 3. Gene Ontology annotation, biological process: meiotic DNA recombinase assembly; DNA repair; reciprocal meiotic recombination. The record is from RefSeq and is a predicted model, not a curated record. Bases 52 to 813 code for a protein of 253 amino acids. The transcript has 5 exons. Gene Ontology annotation, cellular component: Rad51B-Rad51C-Rad51D-XRCC2 complex; Rad51C-XRCC3 complex; replication fork. NCBI's taxonomy places the organism in Eukaryota, Metazoa, Arthropoda, Insecta, Diptera, Drosophilidae. Gene Ontology annotation, molecular function: ATP binding; ATP-dependent DNA damage sensor activity; crossover junction DNA endonuclease activity.